This is a messenger RNA of Stomoxys calcitrans (stable fly), 1144 nucleotides long. RefSeq lists its product as uncharacterized. The record is from RefSeq and is a predicted model, not a curated record. NCBI's taxonomy places the organism in Eukaryota, Metazoa, Arthropoda, Insecta, Diptera, Muscidae. The coding region runs from base 246 to 743 and encodes 165 amino acids. The transcript has 2 exons.
UGUUAGGUGUACGACUGAUUUCGAAUAUUUGCAGUUGAUCAGAUUUUCAUUUUCACCAACACAAGCCGUAAAUAAAUUAAAGUAAGCAAUUAAACCAAAAUAGAAUUCGUUUCGCACUUGUCUGUUUAAAUUUUGCACGGAAAAAAAGCCGUCCUCCACCUAUUGAGCUUAGUAUACCGAAGCGUUUUGAGCUGAUAACAUCGUUGCAAGAAAACACAAACCGCAGAUAAAUUUGCUUCCGAACGAUGGCUAUCAGGAAAGUGGCACUUGUUUUGGUUAUCAGCUUUUUGUGCUCAGCACACGCCCGCUCAGUUUCUGUUGUUGGUGAUGUCUUUAUCGAAGUCGACGAUAAUAAAUUUCGAUGCGACAAAAUUGAAUGUCCUUUGAAUGCCGAGUAUUGUGUGGUCACCAAGGAAAAGGAUCCAAAUGAUGCCUCAGUCUUGGUGCGGUCCAAUACCUGUUAUACAAAGCUCAAUGAAGAGCUGACGAAGUCUGUGUUCAAGGAAACGGUUGAUCCCAAUACGCACAUUCACCUAAUUUUAAAGGCUGGCCGCAAUGGAGGCGUCAGCUCAAUCAACUCUUCCAACUCUCUACAAACUGGAAAUACCGGCGAUUUCGAUGCGGAGGCAUUUAAUGCCCAAAUGAAAAAUUUUCAAGAGAAUUUGAACCGCGGUAUGGAAAAUCUUAGCAGCAGUCUAAACACGAUGAGUAACAGACUGCAGAAUAUGUUUGGGGGAAAAUAAUAUCGGUGAAGUGAAAAUAUUUAUAUAUGGAAAUAAUAACUUCCGAGAAAAUACAUAAACAUAUGACCAAAAAUUGUUAAAUAUAUAAACCAUGCAGCUUAAUUGUAUGGCAAAUCUUAAUGAAGCCUUAAAAUAGGUUAAUAUGACUGUUCUAUAAAGGAAAUCUGUCAAAUAAGCCUAUUUCAAAUCUACAUAAAGUUUUGAGAAUACCGGUGUAAAUGUGUACCCUUAUAUUAUUGUAUUCUAGAAAUACAGAAAAAGUCUACCAUUUAAUAUGUAUAAUAAUCCUUUGCGGAAAGCUCUCAUUUAUAUUCCAAUACUUAAAAUCUUAUAUCUUCAAAAAUAUAUAUGUAGAAAUAAAUAAAGCAUACCUUAUAAUUUGUUGGGAUUAGUAACAUUUA